AUGGAGCUGUCCGCAGCCGCCAUAGCACCCGCUUGGGACUCCCACUGCAUACGGACUCUAGAAAGGUUGAGACGGCCUUUCCGUCAGCCGCCCCUGGUCCAGGCCAUCUUUAGCCGCGAUGUGGAGGAAGUGCGUUCGCUCCUCUCGCAGAAGGAGAACAUCAACGUGCUGGACCAAGAAAGGCGAACCCCACUGCAUGCUGCUGCCUACGUAGGCGAUGUCCCCAUCCUCCAGUUGCUACUGAUGUCAGGUGCUAACGUCAAUGCUAAGGACACACUGUGGCUGACCCCUCUUCAUCGUGCUGCUGCCUCCCGAAAUGAGAAGGUGCUGGGCCUGCUGCUGGCACACUCGGCGGACGUGAACGCCCGGGACAAGCUGUGGCAGACGCCGCUGCACGUGGCCGCUGCCAACAGGGCCACCAAGUGCGCGGAGGCCCUGGCGCCCCUGCUGAGCAGCCUCAACGUGGCCGACCGGAGCGGGCGCAGCGCCCUGCACCACGCGGUGCACAGUGGGCACCUCGAGACGGUGAACCUGCUCCUCAACAAGGGAGCCAGCCUGAAUGUCUGUGACAAAAGGGAGCGGCAGCCUCUGCACUGGGCAGCUUUUCUAGGGCAUCUGGAGGUCCUGAAGCUGCUGGUGGCUCGGGGGGCAGACCUCGGCUGCAAGGACCGCAAGGGCUACGGGCUGCUGCACACCGCCGCCGCCAGCGGCCAGGUCGAGGUGGUGAAGUACCUGCUCCGGACGGGGGCUGAGAUCGAUGAGCCCAACGCUUUUGGAAACACAGCUUUGCACAUCGCCUGCUACCUGGGCCAGGAUGCCGUGGCUGUCGAGCUGGUGAACGCUGGCGCCAACGUCAACCAGCCCAACGAGAAGGGCUUCACGCCGCUGCACGUGGCUGCGGUCUCCACCAACGGCGCCCUCUGCCUGGAGCUGCUGGUCAACAACGGGGCUGACGUCAACUACCAGAGCAAGGAAGGGAAGAGCCCGCUGCACAUGGCUGCCAUCCACGGCCGCUUCACCCGCUCGCAGAUCCUCAUCCAGAACGGCAGCGAGAUCGAUUGUGCCGACAAGUUUGGGAAUACGCCACUGCACGUGGCCGCUCGCUACGGACACGAGCUGCUCAUCAGCACCCUCAUGACCAACGGCGCGGACACCGCCCGGCGCGGCGUCCACGACAUGUUUCCCCUGCACUUAGCUGUCCUCUUCGGAUUCUCUGACUGUUGCCGAAAGCUGCUUUCCUCAGGUAAGAGCGGCCGGGCGGCGCCGGGCAGGUGGCGGGCGAGGCGGGCGGGGAGGUGUGGGGGGCGCACGCAGGUGUGUGAGAUGAGGGAGGCCGGCGGAAGUGGAGGAGUCGAGCCGGGCGAGGGCACACUGGGGUGCGCCCUGACUCCCGCCCCGCCCCGCCCCAGGACGCCCCUGCACUACGCAGCCGCCAACGGCAGCUACCAGUGCGCGGUCACGCUGGUGACCGCCGGGGCAGGCGUCAACGAGGCCGACUGCAAAGGCUGCUCCCCGCUCCACUACGCCGCCGCCUCGGACACCUACAGGAGGGCGGAGCCCCACUCGUCUCCCAGCCACGACGGCGGCGAGGAGGACGAGUCCCUGAGAGAGUCCCGCAGGAAGGAGGCCUUCUUCUGUCUGGAGUUCCUGCUGGAUAACGGUGCGGACCCCUCCCUGCGGGACAGGCAGGGUUACACAGCCGUGCACUAUGCAGCCGCCUACGGCAACCGGCAGAACCUCGAACUGCUCUUAGAAAUGUCCUUUAACUGCCUGGAGGAUGUGGAGAGCCCCAUUCCAGUCAGCCCUUUGCACUUAGCUGCCUACAACGGUCACUGUGAAGCCCUGAAGACACUGGCCGAGACGCUGGUGAACCUGGACGUGAGGGACCACAAGGGCCGGACUGCGCUCUUCCUGGCCACUGAGCGGGGCUCCACGGAGUGCGUGGAGGUGCUUACUGCCCACGGCGCCUCUGCCCUCGUCAAGGAGCGGAAGCGCAAGUGGACGCCCCUGCACGCUGCUGCUGCUUCUGGCCACACUGAUUCCCUGCACUUGCUGAUUGACAGUGGGGAGCGAGCUAUCACAGAUGUCAUGGAUGCCUAUGGCCAGACCCCGCUGAUGCUGGCCAUCAUGAAUGGCCACGUGGACUGUGUGCAUCUGCUGCUAGAGAAAGGAUCCACCGCCGAUGCUGCUGACCUUCGGGGUCGCACUGCCCUGCACCGCGGGGCAGUGACUGGCUGUGAGGACUGCCUGGCCGCCCUGCUGGAUCACGACGCGUUCGUGCUGUGCCGAGACUUCAAGGGGCGCACGCCCAUUCACCUGGCCUCAGCCUGUGGCCACACCGCAGUGCUGCGGACGCUGCUGCAGGCUGCCCUGUCCACAGACCCCCUGGACGCCGGGGUGGACUACAGUGGCUACUCGCCCAUGCACUGGGCCUCCUACACUGGACAUGAAGAUUGUCUGGAGUUGUUACUUGAACACAGCCCGUUUUCAUAUCUGGAAGGAAACCCCUUCACCCCUUUGCACUGUGCAGUAAUUAAUAACCAGGACAGCACCACAGAGAUGCUGCUGGGAGCUCUGGGUGCCAAGAUUGUGAACAGCCGAGAUGCCAAAGGAAGGACCCCUCUUCACGCCGCUGCCUUCGCGGACAAUGUCUCUGGCCUCCGAAUGCUGCUGCAGCAUCAAGCCGAGGUGGACGCCGCCGACCACACUGGCCGCACCGCGCUCAUGACGGCGGCCGAGAACGGGCAGACCGCUGCUCUGGAGUUCCUGCUGUACCGGGGGAAGGCGGACCUGGCCGCGCUGGACGAGAACAAGAACACUGCCCUCCACUUGGCUUGCAGCAAGGGCCACGAGAAAUGUGCCCUCAUGAUCCUGGCAGAAACCCAAGACCUUGGCCUUAUCAAUGCUACCAACAGCGCACUGCAGAUGCCACUCCACAUUGCUGCCCGCAACGGUCUCGCUUCUGUGGUGCAGGCCCUGCUGAGUCGUGGGGCGACAGUGCUGGCUGUGGAUGAAGAAGGUCACACCCCAGCACUGGCCUGCGCCCCCAACAAAGACGUGGCAGACUGCCUGGCCUUGAUCCUCUCCACCAUGAAGCCUUUCCCGCCCAAGGACGCCGUCAGCCCUUUCAGCUUGAGCCUGUUCAGUAACUGCGGCAUCGCGGCAGCCAAGACGGUGGGUGGCUGCGGCGCCCUGCCCCGCGGGGCCUCCUGCCCCUACAGCCCGGAGCGGCACGGCGCCGUGGGCCUGGACGGCUGCUACUCCGAGUAGCCGCCCCCUCGCGCCGCGCGAUAGCGUCCUCUAUUUAUUGAGAAGUCUAUACAUAGGGCACUUUAAAGGAGAACACGACUGGGGGGCGGGGCAGCUGCUCACCCUCUGCCGCACCGCCCGGCCUGGGGCGCGGGGGCCCAGGAAGCACCCAGGCGCUGUCCCCCAGGGCCCCUCCGCCAAGUGUCCCGAAAUGAUUGCUACUGCCUGGCUCCCGCUCUCCUGCGCCCCACCUCUCCGUCCCCUUCCGCCGCCAGCCCCAGCCCCCCACCCUCUGGCCUCCGCCCUGCCAGGCAGCCCCUCCAUCCCGUCACUGCCUCCCUGCUCGCCGGCCCCUCCAUCCCCGCAGCAGUGAGAAGCCUUAAUUUCUGGUACUGUGUGAGCACUCUGGGGGUGUCCCCCUCCCCCUUCAGGGGCAGCUAGCAGAUGAGGGGGGAGGGUACUUAGCACUGGGGCCUGGAGCUUCCCCCUACUUCUCUCCCCCAUCGCCCCUCAAGUUCAAAUGCAAAACACUUGAAGCAGCAGCUACUGUACCCGGGCCCCGCCCUCCCCUGGCUCCCCAUAUGCAAAUCAAGGGCUGGUUCUGCCCCCACAGCCCCUCCGCCCCCCCACUCCUGGCCUGGCCCCCUAACCACGCACUUUAACCCUGCUUCUUUUUACUUCUUUUGGGGGGGCAGAGCCUGUGGCCAUCCCUCCCUGGCUCUCCUCGCCCUUCACUCUGAGGCUUGUCAUGAAUUUUUCAGUAAGCAUCUUACCCUCUAAGGGAAGAAACGAGCUUGAUUCCUGCCCACUUCAGCCGCAGCAC
Molecule: messenger RNA, 4072 nt
Organism: Condylura cristata (star-nosed mole)
Lineage: Eukaryota; Metazoa; Chordata; Mammalia; Eulipotyphla; Talpidae
Gene: ANKRD52
Product: ankyrin repeat domain 52
Exons: 27
Coding region: 1-3270 (1089 amino acids)
Cellular component (GO): cytoplasm
Molecular function (GO): protein binding
Source: RefSeq, a predicted model, not a curated record